This is a messenger RNA of Anopheles nili, 1265 nucleotides long. It is a transcript of the gene Fis1, whose product is annotated as mitochondrial fission 1 protein. Lineage: Eukaryota; Metazoa; Arthropoda; Insecta; Diptera; Culicidae. Gene Ontology annotation, cellular component: mitochondrial outer membrane; peroxisomal membrane. The record is from RefSeq and is a predicted model, not a curated record. The coding region runs from base 75 to 521 and encodes 148 amino acids. Gene Ontology annotation, biological process: mitochondrial fission; autophagy of mitochondrion; peroxisome fission. Gene Ontology annotation, molecular function: protein binding. The transcript is spliced from 3 exons.
GAUUGCCAUUAUUACAUACGUAUUACAUACGUUUUACGUCGAUCUUUUGAGCAUCUGCAUCCUUAAAAUCUAUAAUGGAAGAAAUGUUGAACGAUUCUGUCGUACCAGCUGAUCUGGAGAAAUUUGAGAAAAAGUACAAUCAGGAACUGGAAGCUGGAACCAUAUCAACGACAACGCAGUUUGAGUAUGCAUACUGCAUGGUGCGAAGUGACUUUGCCAGCGACAUGAAAAGGGGUCUCGUGCUGUUGGAAGAUCUGUACGUUCGUCACCCUGAAGGUCGUCGCGACUAUCUGUAUUACAUGGCGAUGGGCUAUACUAGACUGCAGGAAUACUCGGAAGCGCUCAAGCACACUCAAGCGUUUCUAGAGAUCGAACCGAACAACCAGCAAGUGAGAGCACUGGAAGAAUUUAUUAAAAAGCGGAUGGAUGUCGAGGGAUUGAAGGGAGUUGCAAAAGCGACCGGGGCUGCACUGGUUGUCGGUGGCAUUCUUGGGUUGGGAUUCGCUUUGCUGAAGAAAUGAAAAUCGUCGCGGUAAGCUCCGAGUGGUCAGUCCAAGGCGUCAGCCCCGCUCGUGAGCUUUCCGUACGGUAAUGUUCUGCGUAGGUUACAACUGUAGUGAUCAGAGAAUGCUAUUGCAUUCUACGCUUUAACGGCGUGGUAAGAGUAAUAGUCCGUUUCUUCAUAACCAACCCUUGGGUAUAUAUCAUUUGUCUCUUAAACUUAUUCAUAGUAUAGCAGCUAAUUAGAACCAUCCGCAUGCCUUGGUGGAUUUCAUUAUUCUCUUUUGUAGGAUGUGGAUUUCAAGAAAAAAUGCACUUAGUUAUGUCUAGCUGUUGAACGUUAGAUGGAAGCAAUGAUAUAACAGUUGCAGCGAUCUGUAUCAAUUCGUCGAAAAAUACUAAUGAAGAAACAUGUGUGUUAGGAGGAUGGUAAUAGCUUGUCUGUUGUUGCCUUGUAUAAAUGUAGAAAGUGAGGAAAACGAUCCGCUGCACAACCAAUUACGUGUUAUCGGGCAUAGAGUAUAUAUUACUGCACUAGAAAUAAGCAAACUAUUCUGGGAUAUGUCUACGAGUAAGUCACCACGGAUAGCCGUUUGUUUUUUUUUAUUUUCUCACUCACACACGGUUACGUGCUAAAAUAUGUUGAUAUAAGAAGAUAUAUUACCAAGAUGCAAAGUACGAAAUAUACAAAAAAAAUCCAGGCGAUAGCAAGAAAGUCUUUUCGUCAUUGAAAAACAUCACUUGGCGCAAACAGCUACGUAAAA